Messenger RNA from Serinus canaria (Common canary), 1276 nucleotides. RefSeq names its product regulator of G-protein signaling 9-binding protein-like. Lineage: Eukaryota; Metazoa; Chordata; Aves; Passeriformes; Fringillidae. The transcript is spliced from 2 exons. The coding region runs from base 389 to 1150 and encodes 253 amino acids. The record is from RefSeq and is a predicted model, not a curated record. Gene Ontology annotation, biological process: G protein-coupled receptor signaling pathway. Gene Ontology annotation, cellular component: neuron projection.
GCCCAGAGUUGUGGUUCCCACGGCCUCUUGGGCAGGAGCCAGUGCUGAGCUCAGAGUUUCCGUGCAGAGCAGCUCGUUCGCACGCCAGAGGCUGAGGGAGCACAGCUCUGGCCCUGAGGGUCCUGCUCCAGGGCAAGGCUGUGGGACCACAGGAGUUCUAGAGAGCCAUCACUGCCUGCCCCACACUGGGACCCACAUCUCCCACCCAGAGGACCUGGCUAUAAGGUGGAAGGGCAGGAGCAGCCCCCUCCCUACAGGGGAAAGGUGACACGUCUCCAUGUCCCUCUGUGAAGGGGUUGUGCCAGUCUGCUGGAAAUCACAGCUCCCUGGGGACUAGCAGGGGUGGAGCACAGCAGGGGGAUGAGGCAGGGUGCAGUUCCCAGCCAGGAUGGGUGGGACCACCGAACCAAAACACAGCUCAGAGCUGGUUGCAGCCCAGCGCUCUGGCACAGAGCAGCCGAGCCCCCGGAGAGCCAGCGGCCACCGCGGGUGUCCUGCCCCUGCCCUGUUGUCACGGGGUGUAAUGUCACCAGGCAGAAGGGAUGCGUGCCGUGGGCGGGGGGCAGCGGGAACAUGUGCCACGGCCCAGGCUGCCCUCUGCAAGGCCACGGCCGGGCACCGGCAGCUGGUGCUACAGCUUGGGGGGAGUGGUGACGGCCCCCGGCUGCGAGAGGAGCGACGCGGGAGGAGUGCAGAGGCCCGUGAGCUCAGCAUGGGGCUGCGGCGGAUGCUGCUGGCGGGGCUGCGGCCGGGCCCGGCCAGCCUUCGGGAGCGGCAGGAGCUGGAGCGGCUCUGGGUGCUCUUCCUCUCCGCCCUGGAGCUCUUCCUGCAGGACCUGUACAGAGCCCAACACCUCUGCCAGCUCUUCUCCGUGCGAGGGGGUGGUGUUGCCCCACUGCGCACUGGGCUGGGGGGCUGGGGGCUGCCCAGCCGGAGAGGAGGGGGUUCCACGCAGCCCCUGACCGCCCAGAGCUUGGAGGAGGAGAUUGAGCAGGUGAGGGCCAUGCUGGCAGAGAUGGAGAGUGGAGCCAACAUUCCCCCAUGGACAGUGGAAGCCACAGAGACCACACAGCCAGCAGAGACAAGCGGCACCGCAGAGAGAGCGGCCUGGGAAGUCACCUUUGCUGGGCACUGCUGUGGGGUGCUGUGAGCUAAGGGAGCAGGAGAUAGCAGCAGAGGUGACACCCCUGCCACAGAGCAGGGGACAGAGGUACCCUUAGAGUCCUCAACCCCUGCCUUUGGUGAUGAUGGGGGCUGCUCCCACUCUGUACAUGGA